AUGACCGCGCUUUCCAUUUUCCAUUCAAGACCAACCGUUGCCUUUCUUCUUGCUCAAAACACCAUUGACAAAUAGGAUACUAACUCACCAACUCUCAAUUUACCCUCCAAUUCAAUGGCUAUAUACUCUCAGGCCCACAUUUGCCAGUGCUUGACUCGCUUAUCGACUCUCCGUCGAAAUUCCGUCAUCACAAUCACCGCCAAACGACAAAAGACCGGAGACCAGUUUGUUACAGACGUCUUGAGUCUGGCUCGUGGACUUCUUGAACUUGGCCUCAGGAGCGGCGACAUUGUCGCAAUCUGUGCCUUUAACAGUGAUUGUUAUUUGGAGUGGUUAUUGGCGGUGGCCUACGUGGGCGGCAUAGUGGCUCUUUUGAAUUAUCGAUGGAGCUUUGAAGAGGCAAAAUCAGCAAUGUUGAGUGUGGAGCCAGUGAUGCUGGUGAGCGAUGAGAGUUGUAAUUUCUGGAAUUUAGAGCUCUAUAGUGAUACUAUACCUUCAUUAAGGUGGCGUGUCGUUUUGGGUUCCUCUUCUUUUGAUUUGACUGAAGCAUCAAAUAUCUUAACUGCUGAAACGCUUAGUAUGCACAGCGUAAGAUCUCUACCAUUGAAUUAUUCUUGGGCACCGGAGGGCGCUGUCAUGAUAUGCUUCACUUCAGGAACGACUGGAAGACCAAAAGGAGUUGUCAUAAGCCACUCAGCUUUGAUAGUACAAUCCUUAGCAAAAGUUGCCAUUGUUGGUUACUGUGAGGAUGAUGUUUAUUUGCACAUUUCUCCACUGUGCCAUAUUGGUGGAUUGUCAUCUGCAAUAGCUAUGCUAAUGAUUGGAGCUUGCCAUAUCUUGAUACCCAAGUUUGAAGCUGCAUUAGCUAUAGAAGUCAUAGAGAAAUACUGUGUGACUUCUCUAAUCACUGUCCCCGCAAUAAUGGGUGAUUUGAUUUCCUUCACCAGGGGAAAGGAAAUUUGGCAAGGUAGUCAAACUGUGAAGAAAAUAUUAAAUGGAGGUGGGAGUCUGUCGGUUGGGCUGAUAAAAGAUGCUAUCAAAUUCUUCCCAAGGGCAAAGCUUCUUUCAGCUUAUGGAAUGACUGAGAGCUGCUCUUCUCUAACCUUCAUGACGCACUACGAUCCAAGAAUUAAAAUCCCUGGUCAGACAUAUAGUAAAAGGAAAUCUAAUUCUGUUAACCAACUGCAAGGCGUAUGUGUUGGCAAACCUGCACCACAUGUGGAACUGAAAAUAUGUACUGAUGGCUCUUCUUCUCAAAUUGGGAGAAUUUUAACUAGAGGCCCACAUGUAAUGCUUAGAUAUUACAAUCAAAAUCCGUCAAAUGCACUAAACUAUCCCAAUGAGGAUUGGCUUGACACAGGUGACAUUGGUUCCAUAGAUGACUCUGGUAAUUUAUGGCUCAUUGGACGGUCAAAUAAUCGUAUCAAGAGUGGCGGGGAGAAUGUUCACCCGGAAGAGGUGGAAGCAAUCUUGUUGCAACAUCCAGGAAUUGUUGCUGCCAUUGUUCUGGGAAUUCCAGAUUCUCGCCUGUCAGAGAUGGUUGUUGCUUGUAUUAAAUUAAGGCAAGGUUGGCGAUGGUUGGACAGCAAUUAUAGACCCCUUGAUGAAAAUGAACUACUCUUAUGCAGUGAGAUUCUCCAUAAGUACUGCAGAGAGAAGAACUUGUCCGGGUUUAAAGUACCAAAAAAAUUCAUCUUAUGGAGGAAGCCAUUUCCCCUCACAACUACUGGAAAGAUAAGAAGAGAUCAAAUUCGAAGAGAAGCAAUGUCCCAUCUUCAGUUCUUGUCCUGUAACCUUUAGUGCUGCACCAGCUAAAUAGCUAAUUUUAUCACCACAUUGGUGGGAACAA
Jatropha curcas is the source of this 1849-nucleotide messenger RNA. RefSeq names its product acyl-activating enzyme 14 (gene AAE14). The record is from RefSeq and is a predicted model, not a curated record. Gene Ontology annotation, molecular function: medium-chain fatty acid-CoA ligase activity. Gene Ontology annotation, biological process: fatty acid metabolic process. NCBI's taxonomy places the organism in Eukaryota, Viridiplantae, Streptophyta, Magnoliopsida, Malpighiales, Euphorbiaceae.